This is a messenger RNA of Amoebophrya sp. A25, 3087 nucleotides long. The record is from the annotation of a GenBank genome assembly. NCBI's taxonomy places the organism in Eukaryota, Dinophyceae, Syndiniales, Amoebophryaceae.
AGCACUCCGACUCCGUGCAAAGACAUUGCUCCGAAUACCUCUUCCUCACGUCUGCCAGUUUUCCUGAUAGGCCCACACCUAACCUAACCUACAACCUGAUACAACUAAAAGAGUAACAUAUCCAUGAACAUAAUGAUGAGUCGAUUCUUGUUUCUCUCCUGCCUCGUCGAGGUUCAUGCGAAAGGUCCUGCUUUCUUGCUUACUAGCAGCGGGAACCAGCAAUGGCCGAUGCCACCUCCACCACGGUCCAGCACAGGACGUCACCCGGUGCCUUUUCAUACAGGAACAUCAGUCAGUCCAUCCAAUUUCAUCAUGGUUGGCCCUUCUCCACUGCGGAUGCCAUAUACGUCUGGAUUUUCUUCAGGAGACGGCAGUCGUGUUUCUUCGAUUGGGAACAUUUUAACCGGCUCACCAUAUCGCGGACGACAAGUGACCGCUGAACACCUGCCUCCUCAUGGAAGUGAACUCGAAGGAGGUCUCAGCUCUGCUAUAAUUAAGGGAAUCAAUCCAGCUAGUAGAGCUUCCAUCUUCCCUAAAAGCUUGAUCCUUGGCUCUCUGUCUCAAAGGAAAAAGUCUCAAAUUCUUCAUCUUUGAGGACUGCAUCCAGGAGAAUAUCAUACUUGAAUAGCUGCUCUUUGAGGACUCUCCUAUCAUACUUGGGACUGCAUCCUUGAAAAGUGUGGGGUGGGGGAGCUGCAUUUCUUGUUCCGGGGAACUACAGGGAUAGAUUUAAUUACUUUCCUAUCUUCAUACUUGAAUUCCCUUACUCUCCUAUGCCUAUCAUACUUGAAUUAUAGAUACAACUUAAUCUUCUCGUGAUGCAAAUUGAACUCGAAGUAGAUGCAGUCCUCUCGAAGAUGCAGUCCUGCGGGUUCCACUCAUCUCUGUCUACUCAGACUUCUUCUACCUCUUUUUCCACUCAAGGUCUCCGAGUGAUGUAGAAUUAGAGCUUUUCAAACUAAAAAAAAAUAGGAGCUCUAACUCUACAUCACUCGGAGCUGGUGCGACGUUUCCCUCAGAUAUGGGCUCUCGGUAUCGUGGUGGCGAACGUGGCCCGGUCCUUCCAGCAGCUUGGGCAGCAGCAGCCGCACUAAACCGCCGUCGUGUAGGCAAGAUGAAGAAACGUGUUGCCAGAGUUAGGAAAGCUCAAGUGGCUGGAAAACAUGAAGGUGGGAGUCUAGGAGGUCAUGGAAAACAUGGAAACAGUGGUCUGGGUCCUAAGAAUGAUCUACAGAUGGGUAUGUCUUCUGAUAAUCCUAGCACUACUGCUGCUGCUGAUGAUCAUCUCCACCAAGAAGAUGUUGCUUCCAUUCCCUCUACUAGUUGUACAAGUGAAAAAUGGCGUGGGUCUACAACAGCCUUUCGUGCAGGGAAGGAGAAAACUACCACAUCAACGUCACCUCCAUCCUCUCCUUCGUCUGGAAGUAGACUUGUCUCAGCUCAUCAACUUCAUCCAGGUCAGGUAACAGGUGGGGGCUUUGCGAACGAUCUUUUCCAACAAGAAGGACCACAUGGACAAGGAGAUCAACAUCGAACAAAUCAUACAAAUAAACAUACUGCUGAAGAUACUAUAGAUGCUAUGGAUACCGUUGAGAUGACUAUUGAAACUACGGAAGAAGAUCAUAACUACGAAUAUGAUGGCGACGAGCAGCCGAUGAGGGCACACCGAGUCUCUAAGGCUGUCGUACCAGAACCACGCGCUGUUCGGGCACCGCUCUCGCGCUACCCAGGAGGAGGCGGUCAUAGUGGCUAUAUUCCAAAUAGAAAAGCGAAGAUGCCUGUGGUGCAGGAAGACGCGGUCUUUGAUGAAGAACAGCAACAGGAUGCUCUUUCUCCCUCUCCUUCUUCUUCUAUGAUGAAGAGAAGUUCGUCGUUGUCGAGUGCGUCGUCUUCGAAGAAAGCGCCAACGACUACGGGGCCAUGGUCUGCUUCUGCGCAGGUGACGAAGCAUCACGGAGUUAUGGCAUUCUUGUAGAGAUGCACAAAUUUUUGUUGAAACUUUGAAGAUGAAAAUUGAUUUUUCAUUACGUGGCCGUGGCGCAUGUUCUUCAUGAACACACAUCUGUUCUUGAGGGUGAUCAUGUUAAGCACAUCUAAUAACCACUACGCACCUCCGGAGAGGUCCGCGCAGUGGCUACCGCUUAGUCUGCUUCAGGUGCCGCCUCCUUCUCCGGCCCACAGUCGCAGCCCUUCUCGGGGCCCCUCGGAAAGCAACUCACCUACAUCUCCGUAAGAGCAGCAGGGUGGAAUAGACCACGACGUAGGAGUUGCUUACAAUUUUGACAUUGUCAGAACAACCUACUCUUGACAUCGUGGAACAAGGAGAAUGAGUGCAACGGCCAACGCGUCUUUCGUGUGUAUAUUAUAGGCGUUGACGAGAAAGUAUGUGUCUAUGAUGUGAUCGGAAAUAAAGGGAUACACGUUGUAUUACACUGACCUCUAUGUGUGACCUCUAUGUGUGACUUUUGUCUUGCUGCAACAGAAAUUAUGUUCGGUCACAAUUACUACGCAGAAGCAAGGACGACUUGGAUCGAGCCUCGGAUACGUACGUAUUUGCAAUUGCGUGGUCAAAAAUCCAGGCUAAGAUCAGAGAACGACACAACUCAAAGUAGUACUACACAACUCAAAUUGUGAGAGUUCUCUUAAUACCACUACGCAUUUCAAAUUAGUACUUGUUUUUACAAGUUUCAGUUGAAACAUUUAUUCGUUGUGAUUGAUGUGUCUAAAAUCAUUUCCAUACAACUAACUUGCAUGGGCAUCGAUGUCAGUCGAUCAUGGUGCAAGACAUUCUUUUCAUACGAUCGAUGCAUCAUCAUUAAUCAAAUCUCGAUUUUUUUAGGGCUUUCACCACGUCAACAUCAACAUACGUUCUUCUUGUUUCUAUGACUGAAGAUCGAUGUGCAUGAGGUCCGCUCUUCUCGACAUAUAAAGCUACUUACAACAUACAAACACAUCUAGCGACUUUAACACGGCAACGCCCGUGUCCUCCAUGUGAUAUCCGUAUGCUGAAAAAACUACUAUUACCUGAGAAGAAGAAUCAACAUGAACAUCAAAGUAUGCGUGAUACAUAAUUUGGGUCUUUCUCAU